Solanum dulcamara is the source of this 1209-nucleotide messenger RNA. RefSeq lists its product as uncharacterized. The coding region runs from base 137 to 805 and encodes 222 amino acids. The transcript has a single exon. The record is from RefSeq and is a predicted model, not a curated record. NCBI's taxonomy places the organism in Eukaryota, Viridiplantae, Streptophyta, Magnoliopsida, Solanales, Solanaceae.
UAGUUCCUACAAUGAUGAAUUAUUCUCUCGUCUACUUCGUCUUGUCGCGCCUCCCAGUCACAAAGUAGCCUCAUCACCCACCAUUGACUCCUCUGUUCUUGCAUCUCAAACCAUAGAAAAACGAACAUAUCACUCUAUGGAGAAUCAGCGAGGAGGAGGGCGUUUUGGAAAACCUCGAUCCAAGUGUAGUCAUUGUCAUAAACUUGGGCACACUCGUGACACAUGCUAUAUUUUGCAUGGUCCACCACCCAGUUAUGAUCCUAUUGCUCUAAAGGAAUAUAAUGAAUUCCUUCGAAAUCGUGCAAGUAAGCAGACAUCUCCACAAGUAGCAUCUGUGGCUCAGCCUAAUCACUUAUCCAAUAAUGCUCAUAUUGCUCAUACAGAAUAUGAUGAGUUCCUCCAGUAUCGAGCAAGUAAGCAAACGUCACCACAAGUAGCUUCGGUUGCACAACCUGUUGUUUCUGUUACGGGUAAUUCUUUUGCUUGUGUUUCACAAUCUAGUACUCUUGGAUCAUGGGUCAUGGACUCAGGCGCUUCUGAUCAUAUCUCUGGUAAUAAAUCACUUUUGUCUAAUAUUGUGUAUUCACAAUCUCUUCCCGCUAUUACUUUAGCUAAUGGGAUCCAAACAAAACCAAAAGGGGUUGGCAAAGCCAAACCCUUAUCUUCUGUCACUCUAGACUUUGUUCUUUAUAUCCCUAGCUCUCCUUUUAAUCUGGCAUUUGUUAGUCAUAUGACGCGUGCCUUACAUUGUAGCAUAUUCUUUUUUGAUGAUUUUUUCCUCAUGCAAGACCAUAGUACGGGAUAGAAGAUUAGCAUAGGACAUGAAUCACAAGGCCUUUACUAUCUUACCUCUUCAAAUUCCUUCAUAGCAUGCUCCGUUACAGAUCCUCCAAACCUAAUUCACAAACGUUUGGGAUAUCCGAGUCUAUCCAAGCUGCAAAAGAUGGUGCCUAGUUUAUCUAGUUUGCCUAAUUUAGAUUGUGAGUCGUGUCAACUUGGGAAACACACUCGCGCUACAUUUUCACGUAGUAUUAAGGGUCAUUCAGAGUCUCUUUUUUCAUUAGUUCAUUCUGAUAUUUGGGAUCCUAGUAGAGUUAGUUCACCCUUAGGAUUUCAUUAUUUUGUUAGUUUCAUUGAUGAUUAUUCAAGAUGCACUUGGGUUUUCUUAAUGAAAGAUCGUUCUGAGUUAUUUUCAAUAUUCAAAAGUUU